Molecule: messenger RNA, 777 nt
Organism: Candida albicans SC5314
Lineage: Eukaryota; Fungi; Ascomycota; Pichiomycetes; Serinales; Debaryomycetaceae
Exons: 1
Coding region: 1-777 (258 amino acids)
Source: RefSeq, a predicted model, not a curated record
AUGCAAGCAUUUUUCUUAAGUUUUGUUAUUAAAAAUGAUAAUGAAAAUCAAAAUGAUAAUGAAAACCAAAAUGAUAAUGAUAAAGUCCCCUUGUUAACUAAUUUGAAAACUUUACAAUUACCCGAUUUUUUCACAUCAUUUAUUUAUUAUAAACCUGAUUUUAUGGAAUCUUUAUUACAUACAUGUAAAUGUUGGGGGUGUCAAUUAGUUUUAAAUAAAUUGGAACAUGAAUUUUAUGAUAAAUUAAUCGAUGAAAAUCUUGAAACAAAUUAUUAUAUGACCAUUGGAUAUAUUUUAGGAAAAUUACAAGCUGAUAGAGAAGUUUGUAUUCCUAUUAAAGAGAAAACUUUCCAUUAUAAUAAAUAUCCAAUAAAUAAAGGUCAACCUCAUACUUUACAUAAUAAUUUUCAUAUCCCCAAUGAAAAUGAAAAUGAAAAUGAAGAAGAAGUGGACAAUCAUAGUAUGAUGACAAAUUGUUGUCAAUGUAAUAUUAUUAAUGAUCCUUUGGGAGUUGAUGAAUUAAAUAUUGAUAAUUUAGUAACAACUUAUAUUAUUCAUCAAGUUGAUCCAAUUAUUAAUUAUUUAAAUGUUAUGUUUAUUAAUUUAGAUAAUUUAAUGAUUCAUGGAAUUUAUUAUGAACGAGAUCCAUUAAUUGGGAAAAUGAUACCAAUUUAUGAUAAUUCUGAAUAUCCUCAAUCAUUUUUGAUGGGGGCAAAAGAUUAUAUUGAACGAGGUUUAAAUCCACCUGGUCCAUUUGGUACUUUUAGAGGUCAUUAA